AAUCCCACACAAUAUAUCAAUUCGUAGACAGGACAUAAACAAAAUAUUUCCAAAUUUGAUAAGCCGUUACCAUUAAGCAAUGGCAGUCAACUUGAACACUCAGCAAGUCGAGGAAUCAAAACAGAAGGGCAUGACGGAUUCAACCCGCGACAAUGACCCCAAGAUGACUUUCCACACCGAUUUGGUAAUCAAUGAUAUAAUCGCCAGAUCCCUGGAAUCCCAGGCAAAUCCGUUAACGAAGGAGCCAUCAUCAAGCAUCUCAUUUCGAACCACGGCCCGCAUUAUAAUGAUGCUGAAUAGGACUUUGAAGAGGGCAUCAUCAUCCUGCAAUCGACUACUGGAGUCUCUGCCCGAGGACAUUGAUUACUGGCGCAAUCUGGCCGAAUCCCGCGGAGUGGCGAUCCAACGCUAUCAGCGGGUCGUGGACACCCAGCGCAGGCGAAUCGAAACCCUGGAGCGCGAUCUCCAAACCCUGGUCCGAUUGGCCCGCGAAACCCAACAAAUGCUGGCCGAGAUUGGAGCCGAGAAGAGGGCCAAGCAGGAGCGUGGCCAUGGCGAACACGCCAAUUAGAUUUUCCACUUUCGAACUUUCAUUAGGAGUCUUCACAAACCAAGAGUUAUUGUAAUUUGGUUAUGCCUUCUUAUAUUAGUUAUAUCGGCAAUAAUGGGUUCGGUAUUCCAAAAAUUGUUUAAAUUGUUUAUAUUUAUUGAAUAGUAAAUUUACUGCAAGUCGAAAUUUUUCAUUAAACAUAUUUCAAAAGUUAAUUAAAUAUUUAGGACAGAAGACCAUCAA
Molecule: messenger RNA, 793 nt
Organism: Drosophila rhopaloa
Lineage: Eukaryota; Metazoa; Arthropoda; Insecta; Diptera; Drosophilidae
Exons: 1
Coding region: 80-571 (163 amino acids)
Source: RefSeq, a predicted model, not a curated record